This is a messenger RNA of Toxorhynchites rutilus septentrionalis, 1584 nucleotides long. RefSeq lists its product as uncharacterized. The record is from RefSeq and is a predicted model, not a curated record. Lineage: Eukaryota; Metazoa; Arthropoda; Insecta; Diptera; Culicidae. The transcript has a single exon. The coding region runs from base 1 to 1584 and encodes 527 amino acids.
AUGUUCCAUCAGUUGCGAAUGAAUUCCGAAGAUGAAGACAGUCAGCGUAUCGUGUGGUGUGCCAAUGAACAUACAGUGGAGCCAUGCGACUUUGUUAUGCAGGUUGUGACUUUCGGUGCUACGUGCUCACCCAGCACGGCACUUUUCGUUUUGAAUGAAAACGCAACCCGGUUUGCCAACAAGUAUACCGCCGCUGUUGACGCUAUCCGCCACAGGCACUAUGUUGAUGACAUGCUGACAAGCGUGAACACGGCGGAGCAAGCGGUCAAAUUGGCGAACGAGGUCCGAUACGUCCACGAGCAGGGCGGAUUUCAAAUGAGGAACUGGGUCUCAAAUUCACAGGCUGUGUUGAAAGGCUUAGGCGAGACCUCAAAGCAAGAAAAAUCGAUGGAAAUGAACUCCGAUCUAGCAUUGGAGAAGGUUCUCGGCAUGUGGUGGAGCACUACGACGGAUGUUUUCCGAUACAAGCUUUGCGCAGAUCGCAACAGGGAGCUUCUGACCGGAACCAAAAACCCAACCAAACGAGACAUGCUCCGUACGCUGAUGGCCAUCUACGAUCCUUUGGGCUUAAUAGCGCACUAUCUAAUGUACCUAAAGGAUCUCCUACAAGAGGUCUGGAGAGCAAAAACAGGAAGCGACGAUGAAAUCGAAGAAAAGCAGCUUGUAAAAUGGCGUACAUGGUUGCGCAUCUUGCCGGAACUCGAGUCCGUGGAAAUUCCCCGUUGUUACUAUCGGGCAGAGUCAAAUAUUGACGAAGCGAGAAUUGAGCUUCACACGUUUGUCGAUGCUAGUGAGAUUGGGUACGCAGCAGUCUCCUACUUCCGUUUCAGAACGAACGGAAACAUUCACUGUGCGCUCGUCGGAAGCAAGACCCGAGUGGCUCCUCUCAAGUUCGUCUCCAUUCCCCGCUUAGAGCUCCAAGCGGCAGUUAUCGGAGCACGGUUGGCUAACAGUAUCAUGGCGGGCCAUUCUAUAAAGAUCGAACGUCGGUAUUUUUGGACAGACGCUCGAGACGUUAUUUGCUGGCUUCAAUCAGAUCACCGGCGGUAUUCACACUUCGUAGCAUUUCGCGUGGGGGAAAUCUUGGAAGCGACGGAUAUUUCAGAGUGGAGAUGGCUGGGUACAAAAGUGAACGUGGCCGACGAUGGCACGAAAUGGAAGAAUAAACCGGAUCUUUCGUCAGCCAGUCGUGGGUUCAGUGGACCUCCGUUCUUAUGGGAACAUGAAGGCGAGUGGCCGAAAUCGUCGCUGAAUGGUAUAGAAACCGUCGAGGAAAUUUGUUCAAGCAUGUUAAACCAUACCUUAGGAAGGGUGCGCACCAUUCUACUACCGCAGAAUUUCUCUUCCUGGAAUCGUCUGCGACGUGUUACAGCCUUUGUUCAACGUUUCGUCGAUAACAUUCGGUUGAAAAAAGGUGGCCAACAGUCGAAAAUCGGACCACUGACACGAGAGGAACUGUUCGAAGCGGAGGUGCUACAUAUGAAGCGAGCGCAGGAGGAUGGCUUUGCAAACGAGCUCGUAAUCCUUGCAGUAGCAGGUCGUCGUCUCGAUAAGAAGAGUAGUCUUCUUCUUCAAUGGCACUAA